AUGAUCGGCAACCGAUUAGUGACACAAAUACAAUUGUUAAUCUCAAAUAUACCUGAACUAACAUUUAAACCUCUUUCCACAUUGAAAACAUUAAUUAUUAAUGGUCAUAAAUAUUCACAAAACACAGUCUUGAAUGUGUUAAAAGAAAACUUUCCAACUGUACCAAUAAUUGGUAAAAUUCGUUGGAUUCGUUAUGAUGGUAAAACUUGUGCUUUUGUCUGUAAAAUGUACAAAGUCAAAUGUUAUGUACAACAACUAAGAGCUUUUCAAGUCGAAGAAAUCAAUAAAUUUGGCAGUUUUCUUUUUGAAAACAUCUGUUACAAAAAGCCACUUAAACUAGUUGCAUUUCAUACAUUUCUGUAUCUUCCCCUACAUCCUUAUGGUAAAUCAUUUACUGUUCUCUAA
Messenger RNA from Rotaria socialis, 405 nucleotides. Lineage: Eukaryota; Metazoa; Rotifera; Eurotatoria; Philodinida; Philodinidae. The record is from the annotation of a GenBank genome assembly.